AUGACCAAAAUAAAAGCUCCCAAGAGGCCAUGGGGCCAUAGCUGGCGCUCUUCGUCAAUUUUCAAUAUUGUGAGCAUCAUCACAGCGCUUUUUGCGGAAACAUUCGUCCAUGGUUUUGUCGUUCCAAUUCUUCCAUACAUCCUCGAGAAACGUAACAAUGUUGACCCGGCGGAUACUCAACAGUUGACUUACUUAGUUCUCAGCGCAUAUGGUGCGGCUGCAGUUGCCUCAGGACCUGUCAUCGAACAGUUGACCGAUCGAAUCAAGUCCCGAAAAAUCAUUCUGGUGCUCGGGUUGGGAGUCGCGCUCAUUGGGACAGCUACUCUUGCCACCUCCACGAAUGGUCGAACCCUUCAAGCGGUGGGUAGCACGACGGCACAGGUUGUCGGGCAUGCAACACUAAACGAUAUGAUUGAGCCCAAGAAUAUGGGUAUGGUAUUGGGGUUGGUGAACACCUUUAUCAGCGUGGGUGCGUUUUCUGGCCCUGCAGUCGCGGGUUUCAUGCUGGAAUACGUUGGGUACUGGGCUACCUGGUCGACGGUACUGGCCGUGCUUGUGCUAGAUAUUGUGUUGAAGAUUUUGAUGAUUGAAAAGCCAAAGAAGAAUAAUGAACCUGCCCGAGUCUUCGAUGAGGAGAGCAGGGUCACCAGCGCACAGCCUGAAGGGGAAAACGAAAACAGCGCCCUACUCGGCGGUACUCCCGCGAAAUCGUACACCUCCAUAAAAGGAGUUAGCGACAUCCAGACAGGCGCCAUGUCUAUGCUCUCCUUCUACCGAAUAAUUCUCACCCAGCCUAUGGUGAUUAUUGGACUGGUGUCUUAUAUGACACGUUCCUCUCUGAUGGCCAGUUUUAACACAACUCUCCCAACUCAUGUGCGGGAUGCAUUCGGCUGGGGUAGUUUCCCUGCCGGUAUGAUGUUUGUCGGGCUUCAAGCGCCGGCCAUCGUCCUAAAUCCUCUUUUCGGGUGGAUCCGAAAUAGGACAGGCAACCAGCUACUUAGUGGAGUAGGCUUUAUUCUGCUGGCUCCGCUAUUAUGGCUUCUUGGGGAGGUAGAUCAAAAGUGGUUCCCAUGGUCUGGUUCCGAAGAUAUGACCAAGGUUGUAUAUGUUGUCGUGAUUAUCUGUAUAGGAUGUGUUCAGACCCUCCCAGCUAGUGUUGGUGCAACGGAAAUAACGUCGAUAAUCGAAAAUCUUGAGUCACAGCUGCCAGGAAUAUUUGGGUCUGGGGGUGGCCACUCGCGCGGCCAUGCACUUUCCAACGGGAGCUUCAAUGUAGGACAACUCGUUGGGCCACUUUUGUCUGGGGUUUUGGCCGAUAACUUGGGAUAUGACCGCAUGAAUUCAACUCUGUGCGCCAUUUGCUUCGUCACGUCGAUCCUAGCGAUUUGCUUCAGGGAGAAGAAAUGA
This is a messenger RNA of Arthroderma uncinatum, 1407 nucleotides long. RefSeq lists its product as uncharacterized. Gene Ontology annotation, biological process: transmembrane transport. The transcript has 5 exons. Gene Ontology annotation, molecular function: transmembrane transporter activity. The record is from RefSeq and is a predicted model, not a curated record. Bases 1 to 1407 code for a protein of 468 amino acids. Lineage: Eukaryota; Fungi; Ascomycota; Eurotiomycetes; Onygenales; Arthrodermataceae.